GCUGUGAACAGCGAGAUGACGAUUGUGUGCCACCAGGGCCCGGUGCUAGCAGGUAGCGCCACUUUGGCUACCUUGGGAUCCUUGAUCCUGUACUCAGGGACACCUGGCAGGUACGGGAAACACAGCCAGAGUGCAUCGUCGGGAGUUUCCCUCCUGCCUGCACGAAUCGCCUGGUUCCUGCAGGAGCUUCCCUCCUUCGUGGUGUCAGUAGGGAUGCUCGUUUGGCAGCCCCGCUCCCUCUUCGGACAGCCCGGGAAUGUGCUGCUGGGUCUCUUCUCCGCACAUUACUUCCACAGGACAUUUAUUUAUUCCUUGCUCACCAGAGGGAGGCCUUACCCAGUGAUUCUCUUUCUGAGAGCGAUUGCCUUCUGCACAGGAAAUGGAUUUCUUCAAGCACACUAUCUGAUUUACUGCGCAGAAUACCCUGAGGAGUGGUACACAGAUGUACGGUUUAGCUUGGGUGUCUUCCUAUUUGUUUUGGGAAUGGGGAUCAACAUCCACAGUGACUACUUGCUGCGCCAGCUUAGGAAGCCUGGAGAAAUCGUCUAUAAGAUUCCACAAGGUGGCUUGUUUACGUAUGUUUCGGGAGCCAAUUUCCUGGGUGAGAUCAUUGAAUGGAUGGGCUAUGCCUUGGCCACGUGGUCCAUCCCAGCCCUUGCAUUUGCAUUUUUCUCACUUUGUUUCCUUGGGAUGCAAGCUUUUUACCACCACAGGUUCUACCUCAAGACGUUUGAGGAUUACCCCAAAUCUAGGAAAGCCCUCAUUCCAUUCAUCUUUUAAAGAACCCCAAUUUUAAGGAGCAAAGCUUCUACAAGGAAACUGCCCAGCUGCUGAAACUAUAAGCUGUAAACGAAACUGGCCUGUGUCUUGCACAUAUGUAUAUAUAUGAUGAUGUAUGUGAUCAUAGGUCUCUUGUUAUUCCAGUUGCCUGAGGCAUGCUGAAUCAUGCCUGCUUAACCUUUAUUCCUGUUUGCCAGGGAGCUUUAGCCUAAUUUCCUAUUGGAGCUUCACAGAGGACCUUCCUUGGAGACAUUUUCUCCUCAGCUAUUCCUUCUAGAAGCUUCCCCUUUCUCCAUGCCCCUCCCCCCCAUUGUAUGAUCUGAAGAUGUGACUUUUUUUUUUAUUUUUACUCUGUAUCAAUUUUGGAAGUUCUGCAGUCAAAACCCUUUGGACUGUCAUAAUGGAAAAUGAAGUCAUAACAUUUGCAGGAAAGUGGGUGGAACUGGAAAUUAUUUUAUUAAGCAACAUAACCUGACUCAGAAAGAUAAAUACUGCAUGUUUUUGUCAUACACAGAUCCUAGAUUUUAAUUUAUAUGUAUAUAUGUGUCUGUUUAUAUGUGUGUAUUGGGGGACAUAUAGUUCAUCAAAUUAGGAAGGAGAUCAUGAGAAAGCAAGAAGAGGUCUUUGGAGGAGAGCGAGGAAGAUGGAAUAGGUGUGGGACGCAAGCAGAGAGAGGCUGCUGCCGGGGAAGAAAAGGGGCCAGCAGGAGAAAUGCAAGAGGACAGGGAGGAGAGGAGGGGAGGGGGAUUGGCAAAAAUGAAGUAUGUAUGAAAAUGUCACAAUGAAACCCAUUACUUUGUGUGCUGGUUUUGAAAAACUCAACCAGCCAACCAGCUAACCAACUGGAAAAGAAUGUCUGGGCUGAGGGCAAGGCUUAAAGAGGAACUAAAAGCAGACGUGCUGUAUGCCCAGAGAGUGGCAGAGAUUUACAUUUUCGAGUGUUGUAGGUUCAGAGCAUGCCUAAUUACUUUGUACUUCUCUGCACAUACAUUACCAACAUGUACAACAGACGGACUGUGGGAAAGGGGUUGAUGAUGGGCUCAUGGUCCCCAGGGAUGGUCAGGUGCCAAUCUUACCCUUCAGUAGUUAAUUAGGAAGAGAUGAGAAGGGAGAACUUUAAUGAUGGAAUUCUCUUCUCAGACCCAAGUCCAAAUGUCCACAGGUGUCUUAGUCAAUGAAUAUCUUGAUCCUCCAGGAGUUUUCACAGUCCCCACUAGAGCUAUCAUAACUUUAUCCAUAGGAGUGGGAUAGAUUUUCUUGAUGAUCAGAUUGUUUUUUGAACACAGAGAAAAAUAUAUAGCUAUGAGUGGUCCCUGAGAGAAUAAAGAAACAUGUUAUCACAGACAUUGUAAACUCAUGUUUUUCGGAACUGAUGGGAAUAUCAAAUGUCACGGACACAUCGAGCAUGAGACGUUCAUGCAGAAGACGGUAGGCUGUUUACCUGGAGGAGACGUCUACAGUGAUGUGACAGAGUCCAGAAGCCCCGAGCAGUUUCUUCUGGAAUUUCUUCCUUAUGAGACAUAGGAGACGGACAUGUUCCAGCCGUAGCUUGAACAUCAGUCCACAAAGGCCCCCACGGCAGAAGCUGAGGUCUGCGAGCCGACGUUCAUCUGGGCAGAACACCUAUUUCAUUCAGUGUAGGCAGGGUUUCACACACAGUUUUAUUUUAUUUUGUCUUACAUUUCAAGUUUCAAACUGUAAACAUUUGGAGGUUUCUAUAUGAACUGAAAUCCUGGCAUUUCUGUAAGAAGUUGGAGGGAGAGGCAUAAGAGACAGAACAUAACGGAAGGGUGAACAUGAGCAAAACACAGACACGAAAUGUGAAACACAGACACUGAAUACACGCUAGAGGUUCUCACUCUUCCUCGUGCUGGGACCCCUUACUACAGUUCCUCAUGUUGUGCUGACCCCCCAACCGUAAAAUUAUUUCAUUACUGCUUCAUAACUGCAGUUCUGUUACUGGUAUGCAUCACAAUGCAAAGAUCUGAUAUACAGGGACUGCUGUGAAAGGGUCAUUUGGUGCCCCCAAAGGGGUCAUGACCCACAAGUUGAGAACCAGCUGGAGGAUCUCAGCAUACUGAGCCUGGUUCCCGCGUGAGAACUUGAAACUAAGCAGCAAAUGAGUUAGUUGAGUGUGCAGCCUUUGGUGAAGGGACGGCUCCCCUAAAGAGGCCGAAGCGUGGGUUCUGUAAAGCAGGGACUGAGCACUCUGAAUCAGAGUGGUUGGUUGCGUAUCUCCUCGGCCCCAGGUAUGAGGGCUCAACGCCAUUUGGAAACACGCUUGGGACCUGUGGUAGAGAAACCUACUGUAAGUUAACACCUGGGUCAUGAGAGACCUGGAGUAUAAUUUGUAGUGAAGAUAUGCAUGUAGUGUUACAAGCAGGUCGUUCUUGUUCAUAAAAUGCCUCACAGUCAUGACCACCCCCACCACUUGAAUAAAAAGACCCAGGAUGGCUAAGGUUAUCGACAAUGUGUUUACUGAGCUGUGAUUCCCCCCCCCCCUUUCCUUUCUUCACUCUCACUUUUGGUUUUAUUUUUAUUUUUUGUUUUCCAAGACAGGGUUUCUGUGUGGCUUUGGAGCCUGUCCUGGAACUAGUUCUUCUAGACCAGGCUGGACUCGAACUCACAGAGAUCCGCCUGCCUCUGCCUCCCGGGUGCUGGGAUUAAAGGCGUGCGCCACCACCGCCUAGCUCCCUCUUACUUUUUGGUGUUGCUGUUUUUCUUUCUUGUCUCUUUCUUCAUCUUGCCAACCUGAAAUUAGGGGCCAUGAGCAGGAUCUGAAGUAUGACUGGCAGCUUCUGAGUCACAGCUCAGGAUCCCAGGAGAUAGAGUGAAGCUGUAGGAAGACAGGCCAAGGUUAGCCAUGUCUGCCAUUUCCAUGAUAGCGAGGGGAAAAUACAUCGCGUGUCGAGCAGCGUCCGCUAAAACAGGUAACUGGGAUAGAUCACCAAAUAAAGGAAAAAGAUUUAUUUUCGGCUCAUAGUCCAGGAAUGUUUGGUCUAAAACUGCUUUGGGUCUAUAGUAGGCAGCCCACUGUGGUGGGAGUAUACAGUAGAACAUUCGCGUUCACCUCCCAGCAUAUGAGGGAGGAAAGGAAGGAGGGAGGGAAGGAGGAGAAAGAGACAGAGGCCCCAGAGUUCCACAGUUCUCCUUUGAGGGAACACCUCCCCUUCCCAGUGACCCACAACCCGCCCUCCAGGGGUGCCAAGCUGGGAACUAACCCUAAGGCGCAGGCCUUUGGUGAAUGCCCAAGAUGCAAGCUGUAUAAGCUUUUGUGCGAGUGGCGAGUUCACCUGAAAGAAAAGAUUUCCAGGACUCUCCACAGUUGAAAACCACUUUCCCCACGCCGUUCGUGGUAGAGCUGGAGAUGUUCCUCUACAGAGCGCUUGCCUGGUGUCUGCCAGGCCCUGGGUUCUAUGUCCAGCGCCAAGGUGGUGCUCUCUCCAGCGCUUGGCCCACGCUAGAAGAUCAGAAAGGCAGUGUUGUCUUCAGCUUCAUAAGGAGUUAUUUAGAGACCAGAAUAAGAUACAUAAGGCCCUGUAUUAGAAUUUAUUUUUAAAAAAGGUUUUAAAAAAUCUUAUUGACAUGUGAAACAUAUCUAGGGCAAUCCUUGAAAUGUGAAAAAUGCUUAAUAAAUGGCUGCCACCCUUUGCCCAGUACUCUGACAAAACUUCCAUUCAGCAAUUGCAUGCUUUUGCCACAAGAGGGCACUAUCUAGAAUUUUAUUCAGGUGAAUUCAAUUUACUUACGUGUGUGUUAGUUCUACAAAACCUUAUUGCUAUUUCAACUUAGCUUAGUUAACCACAGACUUUCAUUUAUAAAAUGAAAUCUUAUAAAUUCAUUUAUUAUUAUCGAGUUUGUGUGAGUGUGCCCUGUGCAUUUGGAGGUCAGAGUCUAAGUUCCUUCCUCCCACCAUGGGUUCUCUGUUCUGGGUUCUGGGAAUCAAGCUCUGGUCACUUGGGUGACAAGUGCUUUUACCCAUCUUGCGUCCUGAUUACAGACCUUCUUAAUUUAAAUAAGUUAUUUGUGUGUAAUAUGAGAUCUUCCCUUGACAUCUGAGGGAUCUCAGUCAUCUAAAAGCAUUGUUUUAAACCUCACUGUUCUUUGCUGAAGACUGGGAUAUAUAUGGAUAUGUAUGGAUAUGUAUAUUCAUACAUAUAUGUAUACAUUAAACACAAUAAAAUUCUGAACAUGUCUCCA
Messenger RNA from Alexandromys fortis (reed vole), 4980 nucleotides. It is a transcript of the gene Srd5a2, whose product is annotated as steroid 5 alpha-reductase 2. The coding region runs from base 16 to 780 and encodes 254 amino acids. Gene Ontology annotation, cellular component: membrane. Gene Ontology annotation, biological process: steroid metabolic process. The transcript is spliced from 5 exons. Lineage: Eukaryota; Metazoa; Chordata; Mammalia; Rodentia; Cricetidae. Gene Ontology annotation, molecular function: 3-oxo-5-alpha-steroid 4-dehydrogenase activity. The record is from RefSeq and is a predicted model, not a curated record.